Molecule: messenger RNA, 7854 nt
Organism: Diorhabda carinulata
Lineage: Eukaryota; Metazoa; Arthropoda; Insecta; Coleoptera; Chrysomelidae
Gene: PAN2
Product: PAN2-PAN3 deadenylation complex catalytic subunit PAN2
Exons: 20
Coding region: 204-3782 (1192 amino acids)
Biological process (GO): mRNA processing; nuclear-transcribed mRNA poly(A) tail shortening
Cellular component (GO): PAN complex; P-body
Molecular function (GO): poly(A)-specific ribonuclease activity; protein binding; nucleic acid binding
Source: RefSeq, a predicted model, not a curated record
AUGUCAAAUCGAAUGCCGUCAAUCAGUUGUCAGCUUAAGAAAAAGACUUCUCAGCCUAGUAAAAUCUACCUCUAAUUUUUUUCCAUCUGUUGCUUUUUGAUUAGUAUUUUGGUUGUGUUAAAUAAAAAUAGCUCUUAUUAUUUCACUUACAAUAUAGAUAUGCCCAUAAAGUUUGGAUUUCCUACACAGUAAACCUAAAUAAUAUGUACUUUGAUAAUACUGGGUUAGCCGUAGUGGGCCAACCAGAAAACCCAGGUUUAGUUGGUAUGGAAGAAGACUACGUACAAACUCACUGCAUUUUGGCUGAUGGAGGUGAUAGAUUUGGAGUCUCGGCCCUAACAUUUGAUAAACAAGAAGAAUUGUUAUGGAUGGGAAAUCAAGGAGGCCAUGUUACAUCCUAUAUUGCACCUGGAUUUUCAAAAUACACGUCUUUUCAAAUACACGCUACAGAAGAAGUGAGACAAAUAUUAACUCUAGAUGACGGUAUUUUAGUUCUAACAGCUAGUACAUUGAGGUAUCAAAUUAGACGGGGAAUACCAGUAUACACUCACACGUCUCAAAAUAUGAAUGAAAUGCAGUGUAUAUUACAGAUGUCGCCUAGUAGAUUUUUAUUGGGAAGCCACCGGGAAAAACUUAUAGAUUUCAACCUAAGUGUUGGAAAAGAAACUGUAGUGACUGAAGUUGGAGAGGGGUGUGUUAUGCUGAGACCUCACAGCAGAUUUAUUUGUGCUGGAAAUCCAUUAGGCCGGAUAGAUUUGAGAGACCCAAACAGUCUGAAUGUGGAACACAGCAUUGACACACAUACAGGAAGUUUAAGCGAUUUUGAUGUGCAAGGAAAUCUUCUAGUCACAUGUGGAUUUAGUAAUAGGCAUAAUGCAAUGGCUGUUGAUAGAUUUUUGAUGGUUUAUGACUUGCGAAUGCUACGAGCAGUAUCUCCGAUGCAAACUGUUAUAGAUCCUUUCUUUUUGAAAUUUGUCCCUUCUAUUUCAUCUAGAUUAGCUGUUGUUUCUGUGAUAGGCCAGAUACAGUUGCUUGAUACAAUAGCGUUGGCCGAACCAAAACUGUGUUUAUUUCAAAUGGAAAACCCAGGCGCUCUGUGUUUAACUUUCGACAUAUCAUCAAGUAGCCAAAUCAUGGCUUGUGGGGACAAUGCUGGUCACAUACACGCUUUCUCAAGCUCCAACUCGUCCGUAUCUGUGAUCAAUACCUAUUCUAGACCAUGUGAAAUGCCAGAUACACCUACUGUUUAUCCGAGUUUCAGUAUAGACGAUUAUAACACACCUCUGUCGAUAAUUCCUAUGCCGAUAGUACCUCCAGAAAUCCCCCUUGCUUCCGAUUGGCCGUUACAUCUUACUCAGAGAGUAUACAGAAAACCUGUAGGUAUUGAUCCCGAAAUUAUUUCAACAAUGAAAAUGCAAGGCCCUAUAGGAUAUGCUCCAAAUCCAAAAACAUCGAGGAGAAAUCAAGUUCCCUAUGAUUUUGGUCAAAAUGGGUACUCCCAUAAUAUGUCCCACAUCAAUAGAAGCCCAAAACACAACGAGGAUAAUAGUAAUUUCAUUGCAAUUCCUAAGAGAUACAGAAAAGUUGAUGUCAAAUACAAUAAAAUGGGAACUGAUGAUUUCCAAUUUGAUCAUUACAAUAAGACUGGGUUUUCUGGAUUGGAAGCUACUUUACCUAAUUCUUAUUGCAAUGGUAUGCUUCAGGUGUUGUAUUUUAUUGAACCAUUGCGUGCAGUGUUGUUGAGCCAUUCCUGUACAAAAGAAUUUUGCCUUUCAUGUGAACUCGGAUUUUUAUUUCACAUGCUUUCUACUUCUUCACAAAAUCAGCCGUGCCAGCCAGGUAAUUUUCUCAGAGCCUUUCGAACUGUACCUGAAGCAUCUGCCCUUAGUUUGAUAUUGAGCGAUCUUCAUCCAGAUGCCAAACAAAAAAUGGAAUUAUCUGCUUUAAUUCAGAGUUGGAAUAGAUUCAUAUUACAUCAGAUGCAUGUAGAGUUAAUAGAAACCAAGAAAAAAAAUGAAGAUCGAAAAGUUUCCAGAAAACCUUUUAUCUACAAAGAAACUGACUUUCCGAGUAUAUCAGGAGAGAAGAUUAAAGAAAAGAAAACAGCUGCUGAAGAUAUUGACGCUAAAUUAGAAGAUGAGAAAAGGGAAGAUAUUUCAGAAAUUAGUCAAUUAUUUGGAACCAAGCAGCUUCAGUUGAAUUGUUGCCUUAAAUGUAAUAAUGAAGUUAGGAAAGAAUCGUUUUUACUGGCCUGUAAUUUAGUAUAUCCUUCAUUUCCUUCUGGGCAGGAUGAAUGGAGUUUCUGUGAUAUUUUAAAAAGAUCUCUUUGUCCGAAACAAACAACUCCUGCUUGGUGUGAAAAUUGUUCAAAAUUUUCACCCACAUCACAGUCUAGAGUACUGCAGUCUCUUCCGAGUAUUUUAUCUAUCAAUACUGGGUUACACAACGUUCAACACAAACAGUUUUGGCAAACGCAAAUGGAUAAAGUAGUAGCAAAAGUUUCUAAUUUAGAUGUAAAUAAUAGAGCUUCUACACCUACUGCAGUUCUGGGAUCCUCGAAACCUUGCAGAUAUGGAGAUCAUUGUUCAAGACCAGGAUGUCGGUUUAGGCAUAGUUUUGAUAAUGCAGUACCUGUACCUCCUUCCAAGAAUCCUUACUGUAGCAACAAUUGGUUGCCCCAUAAGGUUCAGUUAGUUUUAAAAGAAGACGAACUAGAAAUAACUAAAAUUGAGAGUGACAAAGAGGAAGUAUCUGCAUCAGAAGAUAUUCAUAAUAUGAAGAAAUAUGAACUUUCGGCUGUUGUUUGUUAUAUUAAUGACCAAUCUACAUCUGAAAAACGAAACUUAGUGGCUUUAAUUCGAGUACCUGAUUCCUACUUUAAAGACAGAGAUAAAGAAUCGGACCAGACGUGGUAUUUAUUUAAUGAUUUUAGUAUCAGUCCUGUUUCUUCACACGAAGCUACCUGGUUUAGUCUUGAUUGGAAAAUACCAUGUGUUCUCUUUUAUACAUGUAAUGAUGGUGUAGGCAACACACCUGAAGUGAAACAGAAGCUGCUCAGGGAUGUUUUAUUGGAAGACACGUCUCUAGCAGUGACAGGUGGAUCUCGAGGAAUAUCUUUCAGUCCGUUACAAGACAACGAAAUUUUAAAACCGGGAGAUUUAGUUGCAAUGGAUGCGGAAUUUGUUACACUGAACCAAGAAGAAGCUGAAAUAAGAAGUGAUGGAAAAAUGUCUACUAUUAAACCUUCUCAAAUGUCAGUCGCAAGAAUAACGUGUAUUAGAGGGAGUGGUCAAUUAGAAUACACACCUUUUAUAGAUGAUUAUAUCUCAACUCAAGAACAAGUUGUCGAUUAUUUAACAAAAUUCUCGGGUAUUAAACCUGGUGACUUGGAUGCAAAUUUCAGUUCUAAACAUUUAACAACAUUGAAAUCUACUUACAAAAAAUUGAGAUACUUAAUCGAUAUUGGGGUAAUUUUUGUUGGACAUGGGCUAAAAAACGACUUCAGGGUGAUUAAUUUGGUUGUUCCUCCUGAACAAAUAGUCGAUACCGUGCAAUUAUUCCACUUGCCCCAUCAUAGAAUGGUGUCGUUGCGAUUUCUAGCGUGGCAUUUCUUAGGAAUGAAAAUUCAGUCUGAAACUCACGAUUCGAUUGAAGACGCUAGAGCAGCCCUCCAACUGUAUAAAAAGUACAAACAAUUAGAAGAACAAAAAAAGGUAGGAGAUGCAUUAGCUGAAUUAUAUGAAACAGGUAAAUUGCUGAACUGGAAGGUACCAGAAGACUAAAUGCAAAUACUGAAAAAAAAGAAUUGGAAAUACUAUAUAAAAAUAGUCAAGAUGAUAUUACUUUUAGAUAUGUAAGUUAAAAAUUUAGGAGGAGAAAAAAACGUGUUCUCAGUGGCAAGAGAUUAGUUGAGACUACAAAAGAAUAUUCUAGAACAAAUUUGUUAUAACACGAAAAAACUUCUAAAUCUAAAUAUUCCUUAAAUCUGUUUAUAUGAUUUGAAAUGGAAUUAUUCAACAAAUUGAUUUUAGUUUGAAAUUAUUUUACAACACAUGAAACAGUCUUGAAAUUUUAAUUGUAUGUCCAAUUUGUAGAUAAACGUGUUAGAAAUUUUAACCAAGUGUCAGAAGAAAGCGUUUUCAUUUAUUCAAUGAUUUCUAUAACAAUUUUGUUUAAAUAACGUGAAAAUUAAUCCUUUUCCAAAGUUUUUGAAACUUAACUUUUUUUAUACUAUGUGUGUUUAUCUUUUUGUAAUCAAUAUGCGACUAUUGAAAUUUGUUGAAUCAAACUUGCUUAAAAUUUCUCUUGUAAAAUUACGUUGUUAAUUGAUUGAGGUUAACUCAAUUUAAAAAUAAACUUUUUAGGUUCAAAAUUAUAGGUAAAACAAUCAAAACAAAUACUAACAAGUUAACUAAAAAUAUGAAUCAUAUAAUAGAAAUUUUAGGCAUAAAAUCAGAUUAUCUGACCAAUGUUGUAUGAAUUUUAUUUCAUGUCUUGAUAAUUGUGAAAAUAUGUAUUUUAAUUCUGACAUGGUAAAUUAGACAGGUAUUCACUUCUGUUUUGAUACUUGAUAUAGAUCUAUUUGUUUUGAAAAUAUACUUUCAGAAAAAUUUUAUCUUAUUAAUAUAGAUAUAUGACAAAUUUAAGGUACAAAAUAAAAAACAAAUACUUCCAAUUUUUCUAUACAACAUUUAUAAACAGAAUUAAGGUUUAAUAUUCCCACUUGUUUGAUAAUACUGUUUAAAAUAUUGAUAAAAGAAUAAGGAAAAAGAAAGAAAUAAAUAACAGAAAUAUUGAUAUAUUUUAAGGUUACAGGAACAUUCGUUCACAUAAAACUGGCGUUUAUCACGUGAAACAUUUUCAUUCUCUCAAAAACAAUAUUAAUUAUAUCAAUAUUUUACUUUGAAAAUGUAUUUCAAUCAAUAAUACUGGGUUUUCCAAAAAAACUAUUUGAGUUUUGUUUAGUUUACUAUUGUAUACAAUACAAAACCAUUAUGCUAAAAAUCCCAUGUCCCUUAAAACGUUAAACAGGCAAAAUCCAGAAGUGCUCAGAAAAAGCUCUAAUUUUGAUGAUUUUUUUAUUUUGUUUUUUAUAUUAUUCCAAUCCAGCAAAUUUUUUAUGUGAGAACAAUAUAUUGUUUAAACAAUAUACGUGAUAUUAAUGUAAUUUAGUUCCAUCUAUGUUUAUUAUUAUAAUAAUGGUUUUAGUUUUUUGUGAUUAUUCAAUUUUAAUGAUAUUUGUAUGCAUUAAUUAUUAGUUUUCAUUUAUGCUUCACCUUGGGUUAGAAAAUUGUCUCAGUACACACAACCAAAAUGUUGCCACCCACGUCUAAUAGAACAUUUCGAAUGUUCAAAAUUUGCCCAAUGCUUCACAGUAUCUACUUACUUAACUACCGUACAGAGGUAUAAUUGUAAAAUAAAUUGAGCUUGUAAUCAAUCUAUUAAUGAAAGAGUAUACUGUUCUCUCCUAUUUUAUUUCAAACGAAUAAUUGAAAUAAAUUAAUAGGUACGUGAAUACGACUAAGAGACUAAAUUCCCAGUCGGAAAUGAAAACAAUACAUAUAUGAACAGAGGAGAGCCUUACGUUAAUGAACAGUCUGCGUUCAGAAUAUAGAGCAACGAGUUAGAUUGACGAGCUAUCGGGAAUAUAAUAGGGAUGAUAUUCCAAGAUAAGGGUGUGUGGACUUCAAUUUGCAACUAUUUCUACCAUUAACAGUACGUGAUAAACUUGCUAUCAAAUAUGUCUAGUUAGCGAUAUAAAUAUAAAGUCUCGGUUUCAAGAAAGCUCCAAGAAAAAUAUGCCUUUAAUUACCAAUGCUAUGGAAUGUCAUACUCGUGUAUGACUAGAAGCCAUACCUGCGAAUGGAACAUUUCGAGUGUUCAAAUUUAGGUGAAAAAAGAGUCUCAAAAAGGUAGAAUUCGAAUGCUAACGAUUUUUAGAAAAUAUGCAGCGGGUUUCAAUUAUAUCCUUCACGUUAAUUUCAGGGAUUUACUUGUUCUUCUGACAAUUAGGUUUAUUGAAUUUUAUUUGUAUUCUGAAGAUAUGAAAUGAUUUCUGGAGUCAACUAAGAAUUGUUGGAGGUAACCAAUGAAGUUUAAAUGAAAUUUUUCAUUGUAUACCUAAUCUUGUAUAACAUUGAUUGUGGUAAUCUUGAUUUAUUUGUUGUCGUCUUAAAUUCACUUCAUAGGAUAAAUUGUACGAAGAAUGAUAAAUUUCUUCGUUUCAUUCCAUCCUGCGUGAUUCCUAGAUUAAAAUUUGGAUUCUAUUAAGAGGGCUUCGGGCUUUAAUUGGAUUUCUUUAGCUGUAAAAUGAGGUUUCUACAAUUCAUGGUUUGAACGAAAAUUUAAUUCCUUUUUUGUACAAAAAAUAUUGAAAAAAUUCUGUAGUGAAUAAAGUUUUGUUUCCAUCGUUCCAUAAUAAUAAAUACUCACUUGUUUUUAAUACUGUUAUUACAUAUUGAUAUAUAAUUUACAAUUAUAUUUACUAGUAAUAUGAAAAUGUGUUAUAAAUAUCUCUUCUAAUUUUCAUUGGACGUGAUAGAAAAUAAUAGUUUUGUUCAACAUUGAUGUUGUUUCAACAAUAUAAAUUAUUUGCUCCUCUAUCCGAAAGUUUUUUAAUUAUAAAAAUUUAAUAAAAAAACAUCAAAGUCGGCCAUUUUUAAAUGAAACGACAAUCAAGUACAAAUCUUUUCUAAGAAUUAAUAUACACUUCAAUUAAUAUAUACAUUUCUUACUUGAAUAGUAAGACAUAUAAUUAAUAAUAAUCAGGAAUUCGUACUUCUGAAUUGGAGUCCACAAUCUAUAUCACAUUUUGCAAUUUGCAUUUCUUGUAUUUAUUUUUCCUAUAAUGAUUGGUUAGUAGUUGAUGUUGUGUUUAUAUCUGAUCAUUAUGUGGUAAUGAUUAUUUGAUCCAAAUAACUUUUCAAUAUUUAUGUUUAUCUUCACUUCCUAAAAAUUCAGAUACUACAUCUGAAUAUAAUGCUAUUUUAACAUAGCGAUAAAUAUAUUUAGUAGGAUAUAUGAAUAAUUUUAUCAACUACAAAAUUUAACCAACAACAUAUUUAUGAAUAAUUAAAAAACAAAAGAAUGGUUUUGCAACCAAGUGAAAGCAGGGUCAAAAUUAAAAGGUCGACAUUAAUCGUUCUUGAUCAUGACUUAUGUUAUUGAUAUUCGUUUUUAACGUCUUGACAUUAUAUGAUUUUCUGUAAAUAAAUGAAUUUGUGUGUAUUCACAAAUUAGUAAUGUUUCAUCUUGGUUUGAUAUAUAGUUUAACAGCAUAUAUGUGUCUUGUAUUUUAUUAUAUAUACUAUUAUCAUCGUGAAUAAGAAAAUUCUCAGAAACAAGUUCUCCCACCUCUACAUGAUUAAACUCCUGACAUUGUCGACCCAUACUUGAAAAAUAAACUGAAUGAUUCCAUUUUCGUCCAACUCUUUCCAUAUUUGAACUAAUCUUUUAUAGGAUCGUUGACAUACAGACAAUAUUUGGACUUAUCAGUAAAAAACAUCCAUCCUCAGUCAGCCUUAGCCUAAUUUUCUUGUUUUCUUUCUCUUUGGAAUCUACGGUUGGUUCAAGGCACCAAGCAGCAAUCCUAGUUUUUAAAUUAGAUUAGAUUUGUGGUAUCUGUGAGAUGGUUGUAUGAGAGACUUAAAUCGACGACACUAUAGUUACAUUCUUAUAUGAUUUUAGCACAUUCAUCAUGAAUUAAAUUUUCAUGUUGGCUUACCAUAAGUUAUUUUUGUAAAUAUCCAAAGGAAUACAAUACGCGUGCACUACACUCGAACACUAAAUCGAUAUAAUUUAUAGAAAAAGUUGCAUUUCACGGCAUAAAGUAGAGUUAAUGAAGAUGAAGAGAAA